GUGCAGCUAAGGACGCGCCGCCAUUUUGCCCGACAACAAAGCGAAAAGUCGACAUUUUAUCGGAUUGUUUACAUUGGUUUAUGACAACGCAAUCAUGGUAAAACGCUGCUGCUGGGGCACUUGUAACACUGAUAGCAGAUACCCAGAUCGGCUUCAAGGAGGGAUAGUGUUCAUUCCUUUUCCAAAACCUGGAAGAAACUUGGAAAAAGCAAAGAGGUGGAUACGUAUGUGUGGUCGUCCCCAUUAUCAGUUAAAUGAAGAUAUACUCAAAGAAAGAGGGAAAGCGAAACAUUUAUACGUGUGUUCAAAGCAUUUUGUCAAUGGCCAGCCAUCUGAGAUGCACCCUGAUCCAGUGUCUGCAGUCCGUUAUGAUGCAUUGACACCAGCUCGAAAACGACCCACCAAAAGAGGGUCAAGUUCAGAAACGAGAACUACAUCUAAGCGACAGAUUUUGAUGGACACUAGUACUGAUAUGAAUCAGCACAAUGAAGCUGGCAGUGAUGUGUUAAAGGCAUCAUCUGAAAUUCAACAUGUUUCAACGACUGCAACUACAAGUUCUCAAGCAUCAGCAACAGAAAAUGUUAACCCAAUUCUUCCUGGAGAUGCAGCAGGUGCGUGGAAGCGGAUGGUGGGACGGUUUUAUUGGCUGAAUGACAGCGAGAUCGCAAAGCAUCUGAUUGAGGUCCAUGAUCAAUGGUGUGGGGACCAGUGUCCCCUCGAGAAGUCGUGUAUCGAGCGCGGUUCAUGUGGCCAGCCCGAUGUGAUUCCGACUACACAGUACAAACCACAAAACCACAUCAUCUCGCUCCAGCUGGAAGUUGAUGAAGGGGUGGAGUCUGUUAAUGAUGACUCAAGUGAUAACAAUGACCUUGACCUAGCAAACAUAGAGGAACAUUGCAUAAAACAAGACCAAGGGUCCACACAUUGCACCCCACAGAUCACUGAAUCCACCCCACAAACCUCUGAAUCCACCCCACUGAGGAUUAACUACUUAUUAUCUAUACCAGCCAACAAAUGGACUAAUUUGGGAGGAGAUACCAUUACACAAGCAAUACCAGUUGUCAUACAAGAACCAAUAGACAGUGGUGAAUAUAAAAAUUCUGUGCUACAAAGUGUAGAAACAUCUCAUCAUCAUACACAGCUUACAUCAUCUGGUGCCACCUCUCAUCCAGUCAUGACAGAUACCAUUGUUGUGAAACAAGAGCCAACAGACAGUGAUGAAUAUGAAAAUUCUGUGAUACAAAGUGUAGAAACAUCUCAUCAUCAUACACAGUUUACAUCAUCUGGUGCCAUGUCUCAUCCGGUCAUGUCAGAGACCAAUGUAGGAGUUGUGAAACAAGAACCAACAGACCGUGGUGAAUAUGAAAAUUCUGUGAUACAAAGUGUAAAAACAUCUCAUCAUCAUACACAGCUUACAUCAUCUGGUGCCACCUCUCAUCCGGUCAUGACAGAUACCAUUGUUGUGAAACAAGAACCAACAGACAGUGGUGAAUAUGAAAAUUCUGUGGGACAAGAUAUGGAGACCACAGAGACAAAUACUGUUCAUCAUUCUCCCCCUAUUUCAUCUUCACAUUCAGUCAGCGCAAAUACCAUUACCACAGCAGUCAGGGCUGCACUGAGACAGAAGAUUUCAUCAACAGAUCCGGGAACCACUGCACUGGAUUCAGUAGAGAUGAGUGAACCACACAUUGUAAGCUCAGUGACAUCUAGUCUUUCUGAGGCCCAAGCAUCACAAACCCCGACCCAUACCUCUACAGUUAGUGGGAAUACACUGGUUCAGUGUGUCAGUGUAGGAGGAAGUGGAGCUAGCAAUCCACACUAUACAGUAACACUCAGUCCUAGUCUCCCGUCUGCUUUCAGUGUAGACCCAAGUGUUUCCAUUGCUGCGAAACAUUCACCAGAUUCGGAUCAAGGUCGCUCCGUAGCUGAACCACAUGUGUUAGUCUCAUCUCUGUCAAGUGUGAAGUUAAUGUCAGGUGGACUAUUGACCGAAAUGAUGUCCAACAUUGGAGCUGAUGGCAAACAGAAAAAUGAAGAAAACACACAGCGGGACAGAAGGAGUGAGAAGAAGCAGAGCAAAUCUCAAGGUGUAGAGGAAAAAUCUAACACAGUGUUUGUGAAAAGGAAACGGUUAGAAGAGGAGGGGCCCAUCACCAACAAGAGAUUUGCUACAGUAACAGAGGAAGAAACUAAAAAACUAACAGAGGACCAGUCUAAUGACCUCAUUGAUAGCAAAAAAGAGGACUGCUAUGAUGAAGAGGACAAGGAGUUGGAUGACUUGCCAGUGUUAAUGAAGACUGUGAAAACCAGCAUUCAACUUGAGGAUUCAGAUACUGAUGGUGAAAUCCAAGAGAGGAAGACCAAGGAUAACACAACUGCAGAUUAUGUUAAUAAAGUUUCAGUUGCACCGGCUUUGAACCUUCCAAAGCGUGUGUACGAUAAGCGACACUGCUGUUACUACUGUGGUGGAAUGUACGGGAAAAUAUCCAUUCAUCUCCAGGUCGUUCAUCCACAAGAAAGACUUGUUGCAGAUGUGCUAGAGAAGAACAAAGGAGAGAGGGAGAGAAAAGAGAAAUGGAAGAAAAUCAGAAACAUGGGAAACUUUCUACAUAAUAUCAAAACUUUGAAUGGAAAGGAUGGGCAUUUGAUCGUGGAGAGACGGCCUAGAGUUAUCAAAGGGUCAGAGAAGUUCUUACCUUGUACAUAUUGCUUAGGGUUUUUUGACAAAGGUGAACUUUGGAGACAUACCAAGGCUUGUCCUCUGUUAGGUCAAAUGGGAAACAAAAAACGACAUCUCUAUUCUGCACAGCUUCUACUUGACAGCAACUUAGAUGAGAACUUGGACAUGAAUGAUAGAAUUAGAGAAGUAUUAGCUGGAAUGCAAUCAGAUGAAGUUUUCAAGGCCAUCCAAACAGACAAAUCUUUGUUGGUCCUAGGAUCAAUCACAAUCAAAAAACUUGGCAGAUGUAAGAUGGCAAAUGUAAUACAAACUCUAAAGGAAAUGGGAAAGUUAUUGAUUUUUUUGAGGAAGGAUUCUAAACCAUCUGCCUGUUUUAAUGACUUUUUGAAACCAAAGGAAUUUAAUACAGUAGUUAAGGCUAUACAUGCACUCAACAUGUGUUCAAACUCUGACGGUCUCAUAGAUGGCUUAUGUCCAAAGCGCCACCUACGUCUUCAUAUUCACGUGGACCAAGCUCUAAAACAGUUAGCUGAAAUAAAGAGAGGGAUAGCCUUGAGAGAAGGGAAUGAAGAAAAUAAGAGGGAUGCAGAGGACUAUUUGUUAUUACACAAGUCUGUGUGGGAAGGAAAAAUUAAAAGUCAUGCCAAGCAUGUUCAGUGGAGCAUCGUUAAUCCAGACACUUUGGUUCCAAGCAAAAUCGACCUGAUAAAUGAAGUGUCCGGAUAAUUGAAUCACAUAUUUUUUAUUUUUAGCUCACCUGAGCUGAAAGCUCAAGUGAGCUUUUCUGAUCACCUGUUGUCCGUCGUCUGUCUGUAAACUUUUUACAUUUUCAACUUCUUCUCCAGAACCACUGUCUAGACCAAUUUCAAGUAAACUUGGCCAAAAGCAUCCUUGAGUGAAGGGCUUUCAAGUUUGUUCAAAUGAAGGACCAUGUGCCUUUCAAUAGGGAGAUAAUUACAAAAAUAGGGUGGGGUCAUUUACAAAUCUUCUUCUCAAGAACCACUGGGCCAGAAAAGAUGAAAUUUACAUGAAAGCUUCCUGACAUAUUGCAGAUUCAAGUUUCUUUAAAUCAUGGCCCCCGGAGGUUGGAUGGAUCAACAAUAGGGGAUCAAAGUUUUAGAUAUAAAUAUAUAGGAAAACUCUUUUAAAAUCUUCUCAAGAACCACUGAGCCAGAAAAGCUGAGAUUUACAUGAAAUCUCCUGACAUAAUGGGAUUCAAGUUUGUUCAAAUCAUGGUCCCUGGGGGUAGGAUGGGGCCACAAAAGGGGAUCAAAGUUUUGCAUGCAAAUAUAUAGGGAAAAUCUUUAAAAAUAGGCCGGGGUUCAAAUCCCGGCCGCGAUAGACCUAAGUCGUUAAAACAGGUAGUGAGAGUUGCAUCGCCAAACGCUCGACAUAAGGUGUGAAUGUCACGGGUCCUCGGAGAUCACCUUAAAAACGGAUGCCCCGUGUCACAGUAGGUUUGAUACGCUAAAGAACCCUUGCUGCUCAAAGGCUGUAAAGUACCGAGCAAAGGCCUAAAUUUGAAGCCCUUCACUGGUCUUGGUGACGUCUCCAUAUGAGUGAAAAAUUCUCGAGAGAGACGUUACGAUACAAUCAAUCAAUCUUCUUAUCAAGAACCACUGAGCCAGAAAAGCUGAGAUUUACAUGAAAGCUUUCUGACAUAUUUCAGAUUUAAGUUUGUUAAAAUCAUGGCCCCAGGCGAUAGGAUGGGUCCACAAGGGGGAUCAAAGUUUUACAUACAAAUAUAUAGGGAACAUCUUGAAAAAUAUUCUUCUCGAAAACUACUGGGUGAAGAAAGUUGAAAUUUACAUGAAAGCUUCCUGGCAUAGGUGCAGAUUUAAGUUAGUCAAAGUCAUGCCCCCCCCCCCCCCCCCCCCCGGGGGGGGGGGAGAUAAGGCGACAAUAGGGGAUCAAUUUUUACAUACAAAUACAUUAGGAAAAUCAUUAAAAAAUCUUCUGAAAAACCACUUGGCCAGAACAGUUUACAUUCGUUUGAAAGCUUCCUGACCUAGUCCAGUUCAAUUUUGAAAAAAAAUCAUGGCCCUCGGGAGUAGGUUGAGGUCACAAUAGGGAUCAAAGUUUUACAUGCGAAUAUAUAGGAAAAAUCUUUAUAUAUAACCCAAGGUGACUCAGGUGAGUGAUGUGGCCCAUGGACUUCAUGUUACAUAAGUAACCAAUAUGUUGUGUAAUGAAUUAAACACAUUCCAUCAUUGGGUUUAACCAUUUGCAUUAAUAAAUAAAAUAUAAUAAUGAUAACA
Messenger RNA from Ostrea edulis (European flat oyster), 4938 nucleotides. RefSeq lists its product as uncharacterized. The coding region runs from base 95 to 3406 and encodes 1103 amino acids. NCBI's taxonomy places the organism in Eukaryota, Metazoa, Mollusca, Bivalvia, Ostreida, Ostreidae. The record is from RefSeq and is a predicted model, not a curated record. The transcript is spliced from 12 exons.